Molecule: messenger RNA, 1904 nt
Organism: Arachis duranensis
Lineage: Eukaryota; Viridiplantae; Streptophyta; Magnoliopsida; Fabales; Fabaceae
Product: chaperone protein dnaJ A6, chloroplastic
Exons: 8
Coding region: 239-1564 (441 amino acids)
Biological process (GO): protein refolding; response to heat
Cellular component (GO): cytoplasm
Molecular function (GO): ATP binding; heat shock protein binding
Source: RefSeq, a predicted model, not a curated record
GGAGAAAAAACUCUCGACCACCAAGUUCUUUUUCAUCCAAUUUGAGAGAGAAUUAGAGAGAGAGGGGCAACGCGGGUAGUGACACUGUAACCUCAUCCUCCCACCGCGCUGGCUCCAUCCUCUCUCACCCCUCUCAACCUCACGCUCCUCCUCCAACACUAACAGUUUUUGCAGCUAUCAGAAGUUCAUCAACAAAAUUCAUAUUGAUUAGCAUAUUGUAUUGCUGAAGAUAUAUAGGAUGGCAAUGGCAAUUACUACUUUUGGUAGUACAUCGGCUGCACAAUGGGGAAUUCGUCCUCAGCUUUUAUUAAGAUCCAGUAUGAUAGCCAAGGUUGCGUCAUCCAGCCACAAUUUUACAAGCAGGGUAUGCUUUAUGGCUGCCCCUAGUUCAAGCUUUCUUUCUCAGGAUUCCUUGCGCAUGAUAUUUAAUGUGGGUUCGUUUCAGCCUUUACAUCACUGUAGGGGAUCAAGGUUGAUAGUUAGAGCAGAAUCGGAUUUCUAUUCAGUUCUUGGUGUUUCAAAAAAUGCCAGUAAAUCUGAAAUAAAGAGUGCUUAUAGGAAGCUCGCCCGGAAUUAUCACCCAGACGUGAACAAAGAACCUGGGGCAGAAGAGAAAUUUAAGGAAAUUAGCAAUGCAUACGAGGUCUUAUCUGAUGAUGAGAAACGAUCCAUAUAUGACAGAUAUGGGGAGGCUGGUCUUAAGGGAUCUGGAAUGGGAAUGGGGGAUUUCAGCAAUCCCUUUGAUUUGUUUGAGUCAUUGUUUGAGGGUAUGAAUCGUGGUGCCGGUUCUAGGGGUUCUUGGAAUGGAGCAAUAGAUGGUGAAGAUGAGUAUUACAGUCUUGUUCUGAACUUUAAAGAAGCAGUUUUUGGUAUAGAAAAAGAGAUAGAGAUAAGUCGAUUAGAAAGCUGUGGAACUUGCAAUGGUUCAGGUGCUAAACCAGGGACCACACCAACCAGAUGUAGCACUUGUGGAGGUCAAGGGCGGGUUGUCUCAUCAACAAGAACUCCAUUAGGUAUCUUCCAGCAAUCUAUGACCUGCUCAUCUUGCAAUGGGACUGGAGAAAUUUCAACACCUUGCAAUACAUGUACUGGGGAUGGUCGAGUAAGGAAAACAAAGCGGAUAAGUCUGAAGGUCCCAGCAGGCGUGGAUUCUGGUAGUCGUUUAAGGGUCCGUAAUGAAGGGAAUGCUGGAAGGCGAGGGGGUUCUCCCGGUGACCUCUUUGUUGUCAUUGAGGUCAUCCCAGAUCCUGUCCUUAAACGAGACGACACCAACAUUUUAUACACCUGCAAGGUUUCUUACAUUGAUGCAAUCUUGGGCACUACAACAAAGGUUCCUACUGUGGAUGGAAUGGUGGACUUGAAAAUUCCGGCAGGGACACAACCAAACACAACACUUGUUAUGGCUAAAAAGGGUGUUCCCUAUCUGAAUAAAAACAAUAUGAGGGGCGACCAAUUGGUUCGCGUGCAAGUAGAAAUCCCCAAAAGACUGAGCAGUGAUGAGAGGAAACUUAUUGAGGAACUUGCUGAUUUAAGCAAAGGCAAAACUGCUACCGGUAAGAGAUGAUAGUUUGCCAGAAGCGUUGCAUUUAUUUCCCUUUCAUAUGGAUGCAUCAUUCCUUGAUUAAUACACUCACUGUGGAGAACUUAACUCGGAGGGGCAAGCAUGGUUUAUAGACACGGUUGGUUUUUCUGCAUAAAGAUGCGGAGAUGGUGAAGAGCAGAGGAAAUUAGAGAUCUUUUUUUCUUCAUGCUGCUUGUAAUUUAUUUUUGGGGUUGGGGAAUAUUGAAUUAAUUAUACUUUAGGUUUAAUGCUGUCUUUUAUAAAUGUGUUGUUCUUAGACAAAAUUGAAUCGUUAUUAUAUACAUCUUUUUAUCCAAAGGAAAUAUAUUUUUUUCCACCCGUA